UCAUACCGCCGUACCCCCCUCCCCCACCAAAAUAAGAUAAAUUUCCUCGUUUCGCCCUAUUUCAUCGUUGCUAUUGUCUUCUAGACAAUACACCUAUAAGGAAGAGCAUGUCGCAGUGGAUCUUCUGGCAUCGCUGGCCUCUAUCCAAAACUAGUAUUUCCUCUUGACACCAUACUCCAAUCACAACGUAUUAAGAUGCUCCAGAUAAGGAUACAGGAUUCAUAACUUCUUCUUAAAGCUCACAAAAUGGUGGACAUAUCAUCUUCAGUUUCAAGCACCUUCACCUGUAUGAGAGCCACCAUGACAUUCAUAUCGGUAGCAGUGGUCAUUAUUUUUCAUUUAGCAGUAAAUUCUGACGCUUUACCAAUGAGAGAUGCACAGGACGCAAAGAUGUAUUUGAUGAACUAUGGCUACCUCAAACAAAGCGAUAUGGCUAAUGGACAGCUAACGACAGAGGGCGAUGUUGUGAAAGCUCUAAAACAAUUUCAAUACAUGGCAAAUAUCGAUGAAACAGGGACACUUGACAACGAUACGAUGCGAAUGAUGAAAAUGCCGCGAUGCGGGAUGCCAGACAUGGUCGGGACUGGUUCGCACGAUGUUCGCAAGAAGAGGUUCACCCUCUCUCAACUCAAGUGGCCCUAUACCGACCUCACCUACCGACUCGAUGGGACGACGCCAGACCUCCCUGCAGCACUCGUCAACCAGAUCAUGGCUCUAGCCCUCAAGGCUUGGUCAGAUGUUUCGUCGUUGACCUUCGCUCAGGUCGCAGCCGAUCAACCAGCCGACAUCCUCAUCGAUUUCUUCGAAGCCGAUCACGGUGACGGCAACCCUUUCGAUGGACCCGGUGCCGUGCUCGCUCAUGCCUACUUCCCUAACCCCAACCCCAUCGCUGGCGAUGCUCAUUUCGAUGACGCUGAGACGUAUACUGACGGAAUACCACAAGGUAUCAACCUCUUCCAGGUAGCGGCCCAUGAGUUCGGCCAUAGUCUGGGGUUGGGUCACUCCACCAUUGAUGCGGCUCUGAUGGCCCCCUUCUACCAGGGCUAUGUACCCGAUUUUGAGCUCCACCCUGAUGAUGUGGCUGGUAUCCAGGCCCACUAUGGGCAAAAUACGAAUCAAGCUGGUGGCGGCGAUGAUGGUGAUGCAGCUCCUCCCACCCCACCAGCGUCUGGGGACUGCAUCUCUCAAUUCACCGCAACAACACAGACGGCUGACGGUGGAUUCUAUUUCAUCAAUGAUACCCAUGCAUUCCGCAUCGGGCCAAACGGACUGGAAGCCGGCUAUCCGAAGACUAUUGCAACCGAAUUUCCCGGAUUGCCCAACAACAUCGAUGCAGGACUUUUCUUUCAAGACAACGGCAAGACUUAUUUCUUUAAGGGUGGUGACUACUAUCAGUUCUCUAGUCAAACGAUGGAUGAUGGGUAUCCUCAGGCCAUAGCCACAGCGUUUCCUGGUUUACCUGAUGACCUGGACUCGGCGUUCGUUUGGACCGGUAACGGAAGGGUUUACUUCACAAAAGGUGACCAGUAUUAUCGCUUCUCAGCCGGGGUGGGCGUAGACGAUGGGUAUCCGCGACCCCUCUCGCUCUGGACCAACUUACCGCCGACGCUCGACGCUGCUAUGCAACAUGCUAACGGCUUUACAUAUUUCUUCUCUGGUGACUUCUAUUACCGCUUCAACGAUGACGAGUUCAAAGUUGACGCCGGUUACCCCCGCGACACGUCGGUCGGUUGGCUUGGAUGCGCUGCGGCUAUCGGCAGCGGUAACGUCACGGUGUCGCCACCGGGAGGCGGUAGCACAGCUUUGACAUCAGCGGGACUUCCGUCAUUACUUUUAGUUAUAUUGAUAAUCUGCUCAUUGUAUCUUGCAGAUCUAUGUGUGUUGGUUAAUUUGUAAUAUUUGAAUAUGUAUAUGCAUUACACUAGAUCUUUUCACCACUGUAAUUUGGUAAUGUAACAAUAAUAAAAUUAUAUAAUCUUUGAGACUCCACAACUUAGUCUAUGAUAAAAUCCAUCGCACUAUAGGCUCCCAAAGAGUCUCAGACACUGAUUUGCCAAAUGUUCUUUUAAUUAGAAAAUGUAAUAAGAGUUCGUUCCACAUAAUUUAAGUUCUGAGAGAAUUUUUUGGUAUUGUUGGGUUUUUUUUUUUUUUUUUUUUUUUUUUUUUUUGGGGGGGGGGGGGGUGUAUUAAUGAUCUCUUUAACUGAAAUCUCAAUAUGUUUCGUGAGGGAGAAACAACUUUCACUCUCAUGUCUGCAGUAAAUCCAUGUCAAUUUUUAAUUUGUACUUUUUAAAAUCUAUAAAGGUAGAAUCUUGUGUUUGAAAUAUGUGCGUAUUUUAAAAAAAACCGAGAAGACCAUUAUUUAUUGUUAAAAACACAUUUAACUUUAAAAUUGUAUUGUUUAAUAACGCGUUCUAUUUGCAUGAAUAACAGGAGAUGAAAUCUAUUUAAGAAUUUUGUACAAAACUAAACAAUUAAAUAAAAGACACUCAAAGAUGUAAGUUAUCCUUGA
Molecule: messenger RNA, 2512 nt
Organism: Strongylocentrotus purpuratus (purple sea urchin)
Lineage: Eukaryota; Metazoa; Echinodermata; Echinoidea; Camarodonta; Strongylocentrotidae
Product: matrix metalloproteinase-2
Exons: 9
Coding region: 247-1896 (549 amino acids)
Biological process (GO): collagen catabolic process; extracellular matrix organization; proteolysis
Cellular component (GO): extracellular matrix
Molecular function (GO): zinc ion binding; metalloendopeptidase activity
Source: RefSeq, a predicted model, not a curated record